CGCUAUUUAGUUUACCUUAAAAUUAAAAUUUUCUGGUAUUUUUAUACUAAAAGGAUGCUGUUUACGAUCUCUUCACGCCACAUCGAUUGCAAAGAUCUCUGGAAACUUUUGAUGCUGGCGGCGUUCUUAUCGCAAUCAUCAUCAGCGGAACAGACGAUAACAGCAACAACAUGACACAACAGAGUGAUCGGGACGGGAAUAAUUCCGCUGUGGAGGGAAAUAACGAUUUAAAACAAUUCGUUAAUAAUUCGCCAGUGCUGCGCAUUGCGGUUUAUGGCAUGUCGGAGCUAAUCAACACGCGACUAUCUGCUAAGGCCCUCGACAUAUGCUUGGAACUACUUGGAGCAGGUGUCCAUCCAAAGGCGCUUGCCGACGUUAUAUUACACACCAUGGAUGCCAAAGAGAAACGUUCCGGCCGUCCAUUCGUUUAACUUAACUGGAUUUCACUAACUAAUAUGCGUGUUAUCGAAUGAAAAACACACUCACGUAUAAUGCGAAACUUGAGAUUAGGUGAACAACAAUCAGCGGAUGGGCCACCUGCAAACGUCUAGACAAUUAUACCUUCCAUAAAAACAAACAAACCUGAUAGCAAGCACAAAACGUUGUUAAUCUGUUGUUAAGUGUUAUAAAAAAAGAAAUGGUUAUAUUUAGUAUUUAUCAAUUUUAUUAAUAUAGUAUCCUUUCCCCUAACUCGAACUUAGCGUGCAUAAAUAAAAAAAAGUAUAUAUAAUAUAGAAUAGUAUAGUAUAAUAUAUAAUUUAAGUACUAUUUCUCUCUCUACUUCGUCUUGUCAACGAACAGCACAUGCUUAACAUCCUCUUCGGUGAGAUCCUUGUCCCCCCAACCCCACAGUUCAUGGCUGCCAUCGCCAGUGCGUCGCACACGACGCUCAAUUGUCUCGGGUGCCACCGAUUUCAGAUCGUAGGCCCAGCCGAUCUUGGCAAAGAAAUCAAUGAACGCGGUGGUCAUGUUGAGCGUAUAUCUGCCCCAUUCGGCGGUCUUGUAAUCCCAGGGGAAGACAUGAUGAUAGUUGUGCCAGCCUUCGCCGAAGG
Drosophila albomicans is the source of this 1052-nucleotide messenger RNA. RefSeq lists its product as uncharacterized. Gene Ontology annotation, cellular component: gamma-tubulin ring complex. The record is from RefSeq and is a predicted model, not a curated record. Bases 171 to 431 code for a protein of 86 amino acids. NCBI's taxonomy places the organism in Eukaryota, Metazoa, Arthropoda, Insecta, Diptera, Drosophilidae. The transcript has 2 exons. Gene Ontology annotation, biological process: gamma-tubulin complex localization.